Molecule: messenger RNA, 718 nt
Organism: Hippocampus comes (tiger tail seahorse)
Lineage: Eukaryota; Metazoa; Chordata; Actinopteri; Syngnathiformes; Syngnathidae
Product: A-kinase anchor protein SPHKAP-like
Exons: 2
Coding region: 9-257 (82 amino acids)
Cellular component (GO): mitochondrion; cytoplasm
Molecular function (GO): protein kinase A binding
Source: RefSeq, a predicted model, not a curated record
CGGACUGCAUGAACUCGGAAGUGACUUUGGCUCUGGAGUGGAUUGCCGCUUCCGAGCUGGGCCUUCAAGCGCUCUACUUCAAGAAGUCCAAAGAAAAACGGGCUGCCAAGUUUCAGAAGGUGGUCCAUCUGAUGUCCCAGAAGUCAUGGAAGAUCGCGGACUUGUUCGAUGCUGUGGUUCGGUUCUGUAAACUUCAUGAGGAGAGUGAGGACAUGUCUCUGUCUAGCCUGUUUGACUGGCUCUUAGAGAUCCUGUGAAGUGGAUUUCUUUCAACAGCCUGCAUAAAAGCUUGCAUGCUCACUCCCUCACACUGACACUUGUCUUCUCACCAAGUGUGUUUGCGUCCAAAGCUGAGAGCACAAAGUGAUCAGCCAACUUGACGAAUGCUCUUUCCUUCACUGCUGUCACACUCUGUCCGUGGGGGUUUUGUUUUCUGUCUGUCACUUCUCACAUACACCCCAAAGGAACACGGGUUGGACAUUCCUAUUUUGAGUGCACAAGCCAUUAAGAGAUUAUCGUUAGUUAGCAGGUUUUAACUGCUCCGGUGUAUAUUGAUAGACACGGUAAUUAAGAGUAUAUUUAUAGAUUCUCACAACCAAAUAAUGGGUUGGUUCAUUUAUUUAUUGGUAAAAGUACUAAUACAUAGGAUAUCAGGUGCACUUUUCCUGCUUUUCACUACCUUCCUUGCUGGUUUGAAAGACAUGGCUGUUUACAUUAG